AUGUGGAGGACUGUAUACCCCCGAGGAAACCCCACAGGUCCUCUUCUUGUUUCUACAUUCUGGCCUGAUCUGCCAGAGAAAAUCGAUGCUGUCUAUGAGGCCCCUCAGGAUGAGAAGGCUGUAUUUUUUUCAGGAAACGAGUACUGGGUUUAUUCAGCCAGUAACUUGGAUAGGGGAUAUCCAAAGAAACUCACCAACCUGGGACUAACCCCGGAUGUGCAACGUGUUGAUGCAGCUUUCAACUGGGGAAGAAACAAGAGGACAUACAUUUUUGCUGGAGACAGAUACUGGAAGUACAAUGAAGAAAAGAAUAAAAUGGAGCUUGCAUCCCCUAAAUUCAUUGCAGACUCUUGGAAUGGCGUUCCAGAUAACCUUGAUGCUGUCCUGGGUCUUGGUGACAGUGGAUACACCUACUUUUUCAAAGAUCAGUGCUACCUACAAAUGGAAGACAAGAGUUUGAAGAUUGUUAAAAUUGGCAGGAUAAAUUCUGACUGGUUGGGUUGCUGAACUGUAUGAGAUAUUAAUAAUUAUUUUAUUUACUUUUCCAUUAUAUGCCUUAUCUGUAAUUAGAAAUAUAUCUGAAUGCUAAAUACUGGACCAGUCUGGUACUGGCACCAAAACAUUAAGUACCAGUACUGUACACAUCAGAUGAUAAUUUAAGAGUCUUUGCCUUCUCAGUAUACAAAAGAUGUUUAUGUAUACUGGUACAAUUUUUCAGUUUUCAUGCUAAUCAUAGUAAUGCUAGUAACAGAAUAUCCAUGAUUCUUUAUUCCCUGGGUGCUUAAACAAAGCACUGAAACCAUCGGAGACUGGAUCACACCCCUGAAUUAUACAUAUCUCAAAUAGAAUCA
Strigops habroptila (Kakapo) is the source of this 851-nucleotide messenger RNA. RefSeq names its product 72 kDa type IV collagenase-like. The transcript has 4 exons. The coding region runs from base 1 to 507 and encodes 168 amino acids. NCBI's taxonomy places the organism in Eukaryota, Metazoa, Chordata, Aves, Psittaciformes, Psittacidae. The record is from RefSeq and is a predicted model, not a curated record.